AUGGACACCUUCAGCACCAAGAGUCUGGCUCUGCAGGUGCAGAAGAAGCUCCUGAGUAAGAUGACAUCUAAGGCAGUGGUGGCUGUGCUGGUGUAUGACACCAACAGCAAGGUGCUGGAUGAGCUGUGUCGUGCCACCAGGGAGUUCACAGGCAGCUGCAAGGAGGCCCAGAAGAUGCUCAAGAACCUGGUGAAGGUGGCCCUGAAGCUGGGGCUGCUGCUGUGUGGGGACCAGCUGGGCGGGGAGGAGUUGGCGUUGCUGUGGUGCUUCCGCCACUGGGCACACUUCCUGGCCAUCAUGGCCAUCAGCUUCCAGCAGGUGGACUUCACCUUCGACUGGCAAGUGCUGGCUGCCGGGCUGCUUGAGUGCCACGACCUGCUGCACCAGGCCAUGGGCCCCCAGCUGACCACCAAGUCCCACAGCCGCAUCAACCACGUGUUCGGCCACCUGACUGACCGUGACUUCCUGGCCAUGAUUUACAGCCCCUCCGAGUCCUACCGCUCCCACCUGCACAGGAUCUGCGAGGACCUGGGCAGGAUGCUGGACGAGGGCAGCCUCUGA
Messenger RNA from Piliocolobus tephrosceles (Ugandan red Colobus), 561 nucleotides. RefSeq names its product tumor necrosis factor alpha-induced protein 8-like protein 1. Gene Ontology annotation, biological process: regulation of apoptotic process; negative regulation of TOR signaling. The transcript has a single exon. NCBI's taxonomy places the organism in Eukaryota, Metazoa, Chordata, Mammalia, Primates, Cercopithecidae. Bases 1 to 561 code for a protein of 186 amino acids. The record is from RefSeq and is a predicted model, not a curated record. Gene Ontology annotation, cellular component: cytoplasm.